This is a messenger RNA of Symbiodinium necroappetens, 582 nucleotides long. Lineage: Eukaryota; Dinophyceae; Suessiales; Symbiodiniaceae. The record is from the annotation of a GenBank genome assembly.
AUGGCCUUCACUUUGCAGCGACGACUGCGGGUGUCGAAGGGCGAGCUGGGCUGGGUCCCCCCCGACGAGGUAUUGGUCGACGGGAAACUGUAUGUGAAGUUCUACAAGUGGGAUUCUUAUCUGGUCCACAUCAUGACUGGAAAGCAACUAUAUCUUAACAAAGCGAAAAGUGCUUCCAGUGGCUCUCUCGAUUGUGAGCUAUGGGACGACUUGGUCAAGUCUCGCCAAGAGGCUGCAAAUGCCUUACUGACCCAAGCCAAGAAUGUCGAUGAGGGGGCUGAACCACAACCCAAGAAGAAACCCAAGAUUCAGCGAGAAACCAGCAAGUCCAUGCUUCUUCUGCCGGAGACCGUGGAGGUGACAUGUCGGGGCUACCAGCUUCGGAUGUUGCUGCGAGGACUCGGCACCCAAGUCCUCUGGCUCGAAGCGACAAUCGAGAACCUGGAAUGGUUCUACGAGAAGGUUCAGUCCUCUGCUGUGAAGCCGAGGAAGGAAAAGAGCAUGGGGAAGAAGCAGAACAGGAAGGAGGAAGAAGAUGAUGAAGCCUCGCAGGAGGGGUGUGAGGACGAGAUCCCAGAGUGA